GAGAGUCAGAUUCUGAGAUAGACACAUAAACAAAAUUUUGUAACAUUCAAGCGGAGGAAAUAACAAAAUGAAGUUGUUCGUAUGUAUGUGUGCUUUGUUUGCUGUGGCCAAUGCUGGCUUUUUGGGACUUUUAGGAGGUGGCGGCGGCGGCGGCGGUGGUGGUGCCUCUAUUAGCCACAGUCACGGCCAUGAUCACGGACAUGGUCAUGGUGGUUAUAUCAGUGAAUCUUAUCACGGUCAUUAUGAACAUGAUCAUGGCCAUGGUGCUCCCGAUAAAGUUAUCAAAGUGAAAUUCGUCAAUGGAGGACAUGGUGGUGAUAGUUAUGGUCCUGGUCCAGCUGCUGCUCCUCAAGUUAUUAAAGUCAUUCACCAAGAAUCAUCUAGUCACAGUCAUGGCCCAGCUCCCCAAGUCGUUAAGGUUAUACACCAAGAAGCUGCUCCAGCUGUAGGUCACGGUAGCCAUGGUCAUGCUUCUGCUCCUCAGGUUAUUAAAGUAAUUCAUCAAGAAUCUGCUGCUUCUCACAGUCAUGGUGAACAUGGUGUUCAUGCUGCCGCUCCUCAAGUCAUUAAUGUUAUUCACCAACAAGCUGAAUCUUCUGCUGCUUCCUCAGCUGGUGGUUACAAUUAUGGCCCAGCACCAGCCCCUGCUCCCGCUCCUCAAGUAAUCAAUGUUGUUCAUCAUCAUGAACAACAUCAUGCUGGUUCUUUGGGUUCUGCACCUGGACCUGUUUCAGCUCCUGCUAAAAUCAUUAAGGUCAUCCAUCAAAAUACUGUUUCUAGCGGUGCUGCUGUUCAACAACAAGCCAGUGCUCCAGCUAAAGUUAUUCGUGUGAUUCAUGAGCAAGUUCAAACUCAAUCUUCAGCUCAAGCCUCCGGAUCUUUCGCAAGUGCUUCUGUAGUUGCCCCUGAAAACACUUACUUGCCUCCUGUUCAAGCUCCAGCCCCUGCUUUCAAUCCUGCGCCACAAUACACUGCUCCCGCUCCCCAAUACACUGUUCCACAACAUAGCGCCCCAGCUCCACAAUACAGUGCUCCUGCUGCUCAAUACGGCCCUCCACCUGCACCUCAAUAUAGUGCACCAGCACCCACCUUCACCGCUCCUGAACCUGUACCAAGCGUUCAUGUUCCCGCUCAAUCUUAUGGACCACCCCAUUUUUAAACAUUAGAAGCAUAAUUUUCCUCUAAGAGGAAAUUAGAAACAUUGUCAUACGUACUACCUCAUUUUGUACCUGUCUUGUUACACCAUAAAUUAAUUUUGUGUACUUUAGUUUUUAAGAAAUAGUUUAAUAAACAUUAUAUAGAAAAAA
Messenger RNA from Lucilia cuprina (Australian sheep blowfly), 1307 nucleotides. RefSeq names its product extensin. Lineage: Eukaryota; Metazoa; Arthropoda; Insecta; Diptera; Calliphoridae. Gene Ontology annotation, molecular function: transcription coactivator activity. The record is from RefSeq and is a predicted model, not a curated record. Gene Ontology annotation, cellular component: RNA polymerase II transcription regulator complex. Bases 68 to 1159 code for a protein of 363 amino acids. Gene Ontology annotation, biological process: positive regulation of transcription by RNA polymerase II. The transcript has 2 exons.